Molecule: messenger RNA, 2769 nt
Organism: Sclerotinia borealis F-4128
Lineage: Eukaryota; Fungi; Ascomycota; Leotiomycetes; Helotiales; Sclerotiniaceae
Source: the annotation of a GenBank genome assembly
AUGGCACGAAUCAAGGUUCCUCCUAUUGCCACUCAGGAUUCUACGUCUACCCUUGAGAAAAGAGUUGGUUCUUCCGAGUCUCAAGAAACUUCAUCUAUCUCUUUUACGUCAAUUUCAUCAACGCCAACAUGCCCCAAUUGCAGUGCUACUUUCGCAGAGUCUACGGAAACAGACUUUCUUCAUCACGUGGCUGCAUGCAGUCGACCAUCAACUGCGGAAUCAGUGGGAACUGUUACUACUUCAGGUAGUUCUUUAUCACCACCUCCCACUUCACCAGGAACCGCCAUUUCUGCAUUAAAACAUUUGUCUAAUAGGGAUGUCCAUUUCAACUACAAUGCAGUUCAGGAGCCUGCUAUUGCCAAUGCCGACGAAGAAAAUUUAAACUCGAAUGCUCAUGAUCUGAUUCAACCAUAUAUUGACCCAAACUCCAAAUUUGACUAUUACGAUCAAAUUGAAGGGCAUGAAGAACUUGCCGUGGAUAUCAACGAUCCAGACAUUGGCCUUAAGUUCAAAUAUUCAAAACUCCCCCCGGUCUCACACUUCGAGAAAUUUCUCAAGAACCCCAGCGAAUUGUCAUAUGCCGAAACGUACAGAAGGACUGAGAUAGUUAGUAUGAAAGUUUUGGCUGUUUGGCAAAAAGAGUUUGAUGUAAUCGACGAAGAGAUUUACGCAUUUGAAUCUCAAGAGAAAGAAAGGGUUCAAAUGGAAAAAGAAACCGAGAAAGCUGCAGAAGAAGCAGACAGAGUUGCCGAGCAAUUGGAAAAAGAUGAUUUGGUAGCUAUGGCAAAAGAAUGGGCCAUUGAAUUAAAGUUCAAGGCGCCAGAAUGGUUGGCUUUGAUGAAUCAGUUUGAUGAAGAUGACGAAUACCGCCAGCGUCUCGAAAGCCUUCGAGACCCACAAUUCAGGGCGAAACUUCAGAAGCAAGCGUUUGUCAGACAACAAGAGAAGCAAAAGCUUCUACAAAAGGAGUGGAAAGAGUUGAACAAGCCAAAACUUCUCAGCGAACCGCUUCCUGAGAUCAAAUUGACAAAAGAGGAGAUAGAAGCCGAGAAGAGAAAGGCAGGACGUUUGAUGGAUUCUACCAAGUGGAAUGAUAUGAAGGAAGCAGAUGUAUAUGGAUUUGAAUAUUCUUCUCAUCCAAAACAUCUUGGGGCGCAACCGAUUCCGAUAGCCUCUAGAAAGCGUGGCUUUGGAGAAGUGGAUAUGAGUGAAGGUAGAAGUGGUCGAGCUCAACGAAUGGCGACUAGGAAAAUGUACGAUCAGAGUACACCAGAGGACGAAUCGGAUACUUUACCAGCAAAAAGACAACGAAAGAUGCGGGUACUUGAUGAUGAUCUUGGAGAGUUAUCAAAAGUUUCUCGAAAACAGAGCCGAAGUCAGACUCCUGUUCGAAGAACCUUUGCAUCCGGAAAACCCAUUGGAAGGCCGCCGAAAUCCCUUUCAAAGCUCAAAGAUGUUCAACUUGCUUCGGGUGAAGACGAACCAAUGCCGGAAGAUGAUGCUAUGAGAGGCGAAGACAUUUCUCGACACCUUCUGCCGGCCGAGCAGACACAAUUGCAGCAAUCGGCCGAAUCCCUUGUCAAUCAAAUCGCCGAAAAAUUGCCCGUUGAACCGGUUGUGAAGAAGAAGCAUGCAGGUGGUAGGCCACGGAAGCAUCCGCUCCCUGUUCCUGCUCCUGUGACCGCUGUUGACAUUAUCACCUCUGCAGAAGAAGUUACCACCGCACCAUCCGAGACGCCCGCAGCAAUCGUACCCCCUAUAAAGCCUAAGAUUAGAGUUAUCAAACCAAAGAAGCAACUAGCCAAGUCAGCCAAGUCAGCCAAAUCCGGUAGUCGCGUCAGGAAGGAAGCUAAUAUCGAACCAAGUGCCGAGACUGAAGAAGAGAAUGCAAUCCUGCCAACUACCGAACACGAUGAGGAUUCGCACUCACAGAGAACUGAACCUGUCAAUUCAAGGCCCAGUAGCUCGUCGUCGCAGGCAACUAUCUCUUCUUAUGGUAAUCGUCACAACAAUCGUUCCUCUACCCGUGAGCAAGCCCUAAUACGUGAAACUCGAACAGCCGCUCGAAACCGUGCUGCUGCAUCUGUUGAAAAAAUCGUCUCAACUCAGGACUCUCCCAGGAAGGCUGCAAGAGGAACGCGUAAGAGUGGAUCGAGCGAAACUGCUGUUACCGCUUCUCAAUUACCAAAAGUACGGAAGCCACGUGGAAAACAGGCAGCAAGCGCGGAGAACGUAGAAGUGGAACCGUCACACGAACCAGUCAUCAAAAAGGAAGCCACCCCUGUCGCUCAUCCAAUCAUCUCACCCCCUUCAUCCCGAAUUAAACGCAAGCGGAUAUCAUCUGAAGCCGUUACCGAAACACUAAAUGCCUCCCCUACCAAAAAGGCUCGCAAAAGUCGUCCUAGCAAAUCAUUGUCAACACCUACAGAUGGACCUGCUUUCAUAUCCACUGCAUCGCCUAAGACCAAGCCAAAUAAGAAAGCCAAAGGACCUCUUGCAAGAAUCCUUCCACCUCGUGAACUCAGCACUCGUGCCCGUCGGGCUCCAAAAGCGGUUCGAAAUGCCGAUGGUGCUGCUAAUGAAAAUGAUGAGGAUGAGGGCGAAGAUGAUUUGAACCUCCCAGCAACGGAAUACGAAAGAUAUCUGGCUUUGGCUGAUCCAAAAAGCUCCGUUACAUUGGGUAAAAGGGUUAGAAAAAGUGUUAUUGAUCUAAGAACAGCGAUGGAAGGUGGUGAUGAUGAGGAUGGGGAUGACGAGUUUGAAGGAUGA